AUGACCUCUUAUGGCCGCUACUACCGGCCCGCCCUGAAGAACAGCGUCGACGUCCAGCUACAAACGGCCUUCAGCGACGGCAACUGGUCGACUGUCGUUCGCCUGGCUGCUAAGCGCGCUCAGUCGCUGAAAGAUGCCUACUAUGAGGCUAUCCGAGCAUGUGCCGAGUCACAACUCGAAGGCCCGUCCGAGCGCAGCGCUGCAGUCCUCGCGCUCGAUGCUUUAGUCAGGAACCCAACGGCUGUGCCCGAUGUUGAGACGUUGGAUCUCUACGAGUGGGCGUGUAGGGAUGCUCAGCCAUCUCUCGCCUACUCCGAGACGCUUGGCGCUCUCCGUUCGCGCUGGGUCAAGGCAAAUCCCCGAAGCGUGCUUGGGAUCGAAUGUCUCAAGGCGUGCAUUCAGAACUGGGACCUCAUCAAUGCCCAGCAGAUAGCUGCUACUUUGGACAAGGCGUCUCCAAACACUAAUGAUCGUCGCUACAUGUUCUGGAACGUCACCCUCACAUACCUGCUCUCUAUUAGCGCGCAAUGUCCUGAGGGGAAGUCGAGGAUAUACGGCAUGCUGGCGACUAAGCUGGUGGAGAGGGCAGCCGAAGCUGCAGAGACCACUGGGGAGGGAAACACAUCCGACCGCUCACUCCGCGAGGAAGAGGAAAUCAUUCUCUUCUAUCAUAUAAUCGAAGCACAGGCGCCACCUGAGACUUUCCUCAAGUCCAUGCGAAGCUCUUCCAUCGGUGCUCUACGGCAAUUAGAGGAUGGGAGAAAGUACCUGUUCCUUCGCGGCCUGACUGCCUUUGCUAAGCGAGGCGAUUGGAACAUCAUCUAUGACUUCUGCUCUCAAGCAUUAGCAAGAACUGAUGCUGACGGAUCACCAUCAUUUCUUGCCGCUGACUGGCGGGUCUGGAAAAUCUUCGUCGAGGCAGCAAGUAAACAGCCAGACGAGCAGAGCGCGUUCAGAAAAGUUCAAGAAAUGUUGCAGAAACUUGUGUCCGUCAAGUCCAAAGUUGCUCAAAUGUAUGUCAAAAACAUCAGCCUGGCUUCCGUUGAGUUCGCCUUUCGGCUUCCGACAAACCUCCUACCCCUGAGUGGCAAGGACUUGCCUACUCCUCGUGUGCUCCAAAUCUGCUUCUUCCUUGAUCAACAUUACAAUAAGCUCUCAGUAUUUGAUGAUAUCAAAGACUACAUUGGACAAUUGAGCUUCGAUGAGACCAAAAGCCUCCUGGACGUCAUGAUUCCGAAGAUUUCUGAGAAGGAUGCACUAAGCCCUCUAUUCUUUGAUCGUCUGUCCAGCCUCUCUCCUGGGCUGUUUCACGGCGACCGGAGACCUUUAAUGGAGCCUCUACGCUCUUAUUACUCCUCCUCGCUUAAAGACAGAGCGCCCGUCAAGAUAUGGGAUGCCUUCGCCGCAGGGAGCUACAGUGCUAUAUUAGAUAUGGUCGAGUACAUGGACCGCCUGCGACGAAGUUGCACGUUGGUCAUGACGGCUGUCGAGGAGCGGCGCGCCACAAGAGCGAUCGGAGGGAAACUCGACAGUGGUAUAGAUGAACUGCCAAUGCUAUCUGAAGUAACCGAGCACGCAACGCUCGUCAACGUAACAGACUAUGGAUCACUACCAAACCUUGAAAGCUCCUUCGUCCCGCCCCUGGCCGACUUGGUGAGGAUUGGGCCAGAGCUUACGAAUGAGCGCUCGCAUUUGGCACUACUCACAGAACAAUACCUUGACGUGAUUGACCAUAAACCACCGAAAGACUACAAACCCUCCAAGGCAAACGACGCAGCUCUGAAAGACACAGCCGCAACUAUUGAGUCCAUGGCUCGCAUCCAACAGGCGAUGUCGGCCUUCCUACACGGCGAGGGCCUGAUGGCCAAGCUGACCGGCCCAGAGGAGACAUAUUAUUCAUCAGUCUCCCUACUGUCUGCCAUGCUCCUGACAGCGCUUACCACGGGGCGAUCUGCCGCUGUCCCUCCGAGCUUCGCUUUAUGUAGCUCAACGUUGAAAUCUACCAUCGAAGCUCUGCAAGCGGCAUGCGUCUCGAAAGGACUACCCUCCACAAGCAGACUCUCGACCUUUUACGCCUUGUCAAACCAUCAUACCUUGUCUGCGCUUAGGGACACCGCCUUAGCUAUAAAGCAUACCGUAGCGUUCAUGCAAGCGUUCAACGAGAGGGAGAGCGCGAGAGACAGGAGCGGCAAGUCUGGUUUGCACAAGGAGGUUGUGGCGGAGGCUCGCGUACUGGAUACUAUCGCAACAAGGUCGCUUGCAGAGGUCAGAAACCAUAUCAAGGCACUCAAAGAGGCCCUUGGCCAGGGUGGCUGGCUGGACCAGAUGACGGAGUGGACUUUGGGAACUGAAAGCGACGACGUUGAGGUCCAGGAACUGUGGAGUGCCGUUUCAGACAUCAUCGACACAUCCAUGCUAGAGGAUUGGGCUGGCCGAGCCGUUGAGAGCUGGAGAGAGGGCGUUAAGGGAUGGAGCACAGUGAAGCUGGAGUAG
Messenger RNA from Phaeoacremonium minimum UCRPA7, 2493 nucleotides. RefSeq names its product putative n-acetyltransferase b complex non catalytic subunit protein. Gene Ontology annotation, biological process: N-terminal peptidyl-methionine acetylation. Gene Ontology annotation, molecular function: protein-N-terminal amino-acid acetyltransferase activity. Gene Ontology annotation, cellular component: NatB complex; cytoplasm. Bases 1 to 2493 code for a protein of 830 amino acids. The transcript is spliced from 9 exons. The record is from RefSeq and is a predicted model, not a curated record. NCBI's taxonomy places the organism in Eukaryota, Fungi, Ascomycota, Sordariomycetes, Togniniales, Togniniaceae.